This is a messenger RNA of Aureobasidium namibiae CBS 147.97, 1896 nucleotides long. Its product is annotated as actin-like ATPase domain-containing protein. Bases 1 to 1896 code for a protein of 631 amino acids. The transcript has 5 exons. Lineage: Eukaryota; Fungi; Ascomycota; Dothideomycetes; Dothideales; Saccotheciaceae. Gene Ontology annotation, molecular function: ATP binding; ATP-dependent protein folding chaperone. The record is from RefSeq and is a predicted model, not a curated record.
AUGGCUGGACCCAAGGUCAACUUCUCAGCUCCGACGCCGGUAGUCAAUGGCGAUCCGAACAACCACAUCCAAGUCACGUCAGAUAGAAUCAUCGUUGGAGUGGACUUUGGCACUACAUACUCCGGCUUCAGUGUAGCAGCAGCAUACAGCGCGACCCCAGACGACAUCGAAAUCAUCAAGACAUGGCCUGGAGGCAAUGGCAUAACCUCCGACAAAGUCCCCACCGAAAUCGCCUACGAAGUCGCCGACUCACCUGCUACCGCAAACACCACACUCACCCCCGAGCAAGGCGGCGGCUCCAAACCCACCAUCUCCCGCAUAAAAUGGGGCUUCCAAUUCAAACCCGAAGAACCCCGUCUCCGCUGCAUAAAGCUCUUCCUCGACCGAAACCAAAAACUGCCGCAUUUCGUCAGUCCACUGGACACAGCCGCCCAUCUACGAUCCUGUGAUCGCACAGUCAUGGAUGCAGUGAGCGAUUAUCUGCAACAAAUAUACACACAUACCAUGGAAACGCUAAACAGACGAUACGGAGAGACUUUUAUGGCAAUCACAAAAGUGGAAUUCGUACUCACGGUUCCCGCUGUAUGGUCUGAUUCUGCGAAAAACGCAACGUUGCAGGCAGCGGAAAAGGCGGGUAUGGGGAGUAAACAUGAACUGAGAUUGAUCAGUGAGCCCGAAGCUGCUAUGUUGCAUGCACUCAAAACCGUGCAACCGCAAAAUCUCAAGGUUGGGGAUAACUUUGUCAUCUGCGAUGCUGGAGGCGGUACUGUGGAUUUGAUCGCCUACAAAAUCACCAAUCUCUCUCCCUUACGAGUUGAAGAAAGCGCAGUAGGCACCGGCGGCCUCUGCGGAUCAGCAUUCCUGAACUAUCGCUUCGAAGAACACGUCAAGGAUCGACUAGGGUCAGACGCCUACACCCUCAUGCGCACCAAAAAGCCAAAAACCUGGAUGAUGGGACUAAAAUACUUUGAAGAAUUCGUCAAACGCAAUUACAACGAAGACGAGGAUACAGAAGUCAAUGUGCCGUUUCCGGGCUUACCUGAUGAUGAGGAAGCGGGUGUAGAUUCAGGCUUUAUGGUUCUGGAAGCUGAGCAGGUCAAGCAGAUUUUCGAACCCGUGAUUCAGGAGGUGGUCAAGUUGUUGGAGGGGCAAGUCAAUGGGAUUAGAGCAAAGGGCGAUGUGGUCUCGGGCAUUAUUCUGGUUGGCGGCUUUGGACAGUCAAAUCAUCUUUACAAUAGGUUGAAGGUGCAUUUCAACAGUCCGAGGCCGAUAGCGCCGCCUGAGUAUUCAGAGACUGAGGAGGCGUUGGUGCAGGGGCGGCAUGUCGAGUUUCCGCCUGUGGAAGUCAUUCAACCAUUGUAUGCCUGGACGGCUGUAGUCAGGGGUGCGGUGAUCAGAGGCUUGGACGACAGCAUGGUUUCCUCUCGCCGCAGCAGAUUGCACUAUGGUACUUCAUACGCCACGGUCUACGACGAGACGAAACACGACAUCGCCGAUCGCUAUUGGUCGCCAUUGUGGGAGCGCUGGAUGGUGUCGGAUCGCAUGCAAUGGCACAUUUCAAAGGGCACUGCUAUAUCCCCCUCCACCCCGAUAUCCUUCCACUACACACGCAACUUCCGACCCCAACAAUCUCUGCUUGUCGAAGACGAACUCAUCGCCUGUGGUUCUGAUUCUGCUCCCUCUUCGCGCACAAAAACUCUGUCUACAGUGUGUACAUUGCGCACUGAUCUUGCUGCAGUCCCUGAAGAGCUGUUUACGAAGCUCAAAACGAGCAAAGGGCAGGAGUUUUUGAAUCUGGACUUUGAGUUGGUCAUGAGGAUACUCAGUGCGGAUUUGGUGUUUGAGUUGAGGGUGGGGGGCGUGGGGUAUGGGGUUGUGCAGGCGGAGUUCCAUUGA